This is a messenger RNA of Mirounga angustirostris (Northern elephant seal), 3795 nucleotides long. It is a transcript of the gene SEPTIN6, whose product is annotated as septin 6. Gene Ontology annotation, cellular component: microtubule cytoskeleton; septin ring; cell division site. Bases 267 to 1550 code for a protein of 427 amino acids. The record is from RefSeq and is a predicted model, not a curated record. The transcript is spliced from 11 exons. Gene Ontology annotation, molecular function: molecular adaptor activity; GTPase activity; GTP binding. Gene Ontology annotation, biological process: cilium assembly; cytoskeleton-dependent cytokinesis; intracellular protein localization. NCBI's taxonomy places the organism in Eukaryota, Metazoa, Chordata, Mammalia, Carnivora, Phocidae.
GGAGAACUGGAACUGGGCUCGCCGCAGGGGGAAGCGGCGCGUGAAACCCGCCCCCUCCCCGUACCCUACUUCCGAGGGGGUGGGCGAUAGAGGGGAGGUUGGGGUUGGAGCAGCGGCGCGGGGGCCCCUCCCUCGCACCUCCCCCCACCGGACUUGGUCGCGCCCGAAGUGUAACACUUUCUCUUUGUCGGAGGAGCUCCGCUGUUUCUUGUGCUGUAGCUCCGGUUGCGGCGGCACCCGUGGCAGCCCUGGCGGACGCAGGAGCGAUGGCAGCGACCGAUAUAGCUCGCCAGGUGGGUGAAGGUUGCCGCACCGUCCCCCUGGCUGGACAUGUGGGGUUUGACAGCUUGCCCGACCAGCUGGUGAAUAAGUCAGUCAGCCAGGGCUUCUGCUUCAACAUCCUGUGCGUGGGAGAGACCGGUUUGGGCAAGUCUACCCUCAUGGACACCCUGUUCAACACCAAGUUUGAGGGGGAGCCGGCCACCCACACACAGCCGGGUGUCCAGCUUCGGUCCAAUACCUAUGACCUCCAAGAGAGCAACGUGGGGCUGAAGCUCACCAUUGUUAGCACGGUGGGCUUUGGGGACCAGAUCAACAAGGAAGACAGCUACAAGCCCAUCGUGGAGUUCAUUGACGCCCAGUUCGAGGCCUACCUGCAGGAAGAGCUGAAGAUCCGCAGGGUCCUGCACACCUACCACGACUCCCGAAUCCACGCCUGCUUGUACUUCAUCGCCCCCACGGGCCAUUCCCUGAAGUCUCUGGACCUCGUGACGAUGAAGAAGCUGGACAGUAAGGUGAACAUCAUCCCCAUCAUCGCCAAAUCAGAUGCCAUUUCGAAGAGUGAGCUAACAAAGUUCAAAAUCAAAAUCACCAGCGAACUUGUCAGCAAUGGGGUCCAGAUCUACCAAUUCCCUACAGAUGACGAGUCAGUGGCAGAGAUCAAUGGAACCAUGAACGCGCACCUGCCGUUCGCUGUCAUCGGCAGCACAGAGGAGCUGAAGAUAGGCAACAAGAUGAUGAAGGCGCGGCAGUAUCCUUGGGGCACGGUGCAGGUCGAGAACGAGGCCCACUGCGACUUCGUGAAGCUGCGGGAGAUGCUGAUCCGGGUGAACAUGGAGGACCUCCGGGAGCAGACCCACAGCCGGCAUUAUGAGCUGUACCGCCGCUGCAAGCUGGAGGAGAUGGGCUUCCAGGACACCGACCCCGACAGCAAGCCCUUCAGCUUACAGGAGACCUAUGAGGCCAAAAGGAAUGAGUUCCUGGGCGAGCUCCAGAAAAAAGAAGAGGAGAUGAGACAGAUGUUUGUCCAGAGAGUCAAAGAGAAAGAAGCUGAACUUAAAGAGGCAGAGAAAGAGCUACACGAGAAGUUUGACCGUCUGAAGAAACUACACCAGGAUGAGAAGAAGAAGCUGGAGGAUAAGAAGAAAUCCCUGGACGAUGAAGUGAACGCCUUCAAACAGAGAAAGACGGCAGCUGAGCUGCUCCAGUCCCAGGGCUCCCAAGCUGGAGGCUCACAGACUCUGAAAAGGGACAAAGAGAAGAAAAAUUAACUCUGCUGUUUGCUGCAUGCUGCAUGAGACCCAGGUCCUGAAACUUCCAAACAGGAACAAGAGAGAAGAGAGUAUAAUGCAGCCCCAUGUGCCCAACAACCCAGCCCCCAGACAACUCUCAACAUAUGGCCAGUGCCAUCUCAUCUGUUAUCCCAAACCUGCUGGAUUAUUGUAAAGCAAAAGCCGUAUCAUUUCAUCUGUCAGUACUGUAGCAGGUAUCUCUGAGAGAUAAUGACUCUUAAAAAAACCCGUAACCACACCACCACCAUGACCACACCUACAAAAUGACCAAUUCGUUAACACCACACCUCUCGUCAGUGUUCCGAAUACCCCGGGUGUCUCAUAAAUGCCUUUGACACUUGCUUCGUUUGGAUCAGGGAACAUACAGUAUUGAGAAGGCUUCUCCCCACUCCCCACUCCCCACUCCCCACUGUAGUUUAUGGUUUAAAUGGAGAGCCUGCUGCUAGUCGCCAAACUUCGGGCAGCCAGCAAAACAGCCUCCUUUCCAGCAAAUCUCCAAGAGGAAGUCCACAGAGGCUUCUGAAACGUAAGGCCCCUGAAAUUGGGCCAAAGGAAACAACCCUAAAAGAACAAUGCCAUGAUUGAUUGUCUCGCUUAAAGGCAAGUCUUGGAGCUCUGGUUAGUUGACAGGAAUUAAACUGCAGAUCUCUCUUUGGGAAGACCUUGUACUCCUAGAGUGUCUGUCCACCACCGUGGCUCUCGUGCCUCUAGCAGAGCGUCCCACGCCUUUAGGGGCUCCGCUCACGUGUUCCCCCGUUUUCAGUGAGGACCGCAGGAAAGAUGAAUCCUGGUGGGUUCGAUUUCAGUCGACUCCGGUUAGUGCACAUGGCCUGACACGAUCUGGUUCAGGUUUCCCUGAGUAAAUCAUUGUUAGUAGCCAUUACGAAAAUGAUUUCUGGCAAAACUAUAAUUAAAGCCAUGCUGUACAAGUGAGAGGCAAUUGGCAACCAGCGGGAAGCCCACCCCAAGCCCGAGUAGCUUGGCUUUUCUUGGCAGGCUUCUCCCCAGCCGACCGCAGGAGCGGUUCCACGCCAAAUAAGGGAGGGAGGCCUUGGCUCCAGGGGAUCUGAAAGCCACAGAGGCAGCCUGUCCCCUCCCCAAAGUUACUGGCCCCUCGGCCCAUGGGGGGCAUGUGUGUGUGUGCGUGCAGUAUGCGGACAGGAUACACGUAUCAAAAUAUGUCCGCCUUCCCACGCAGCCCAGAACAUAGGCCGUCGCCCUGUUGUUUAGGUCUAUCGUCCCGGGGCAAGUAGACAAAGACUAGAAUAAGGGGUGAGCGUUCGUGUGGCAUUUUAAUACUUUUCAGUAUUUUUAAUGCCUUUCUCCGGACGACAUACUCUUUUCACCUUACAACAAUCCUGUGAGGUAGAGAAGAAAGGAAUAAUCUUCAGUUUGCCAGAUGAGCGAAUGGAGGAGUGGGGGAUUUCAGAGACUUACCAAGGCUCACACAGUGAGUUAGUGGCAGAGUGGGAAGAGGAGUGCAGAACUCCUAAUUCCUGACGUAAAUGGCUAUGAGAGAGAGAGAGAGAGAGAGAGAGAGAGAGUAGAGGUGCGUGUGUGAAGAGCUGUGUGGAGGUAUUCGCUCUGAGGAAGGGACUGUACAAACAUAACGCCCGUAUGCAUGUGCUUGUAACAGCCCUCCCAGAUGUCUAAUACUAGCCUUGAUUUAAUGAGAUAAAUGUAUACCCAUAAUAGAUUGCCGUAGUUCAGGUUUUCAGGUAACCGUGGUCUGGACCCUAUUGCAGACCCCUCAACCAUCUCCAGAUACUUCUGAAACAAUCUUGCCCCAGGGUACCAGUUAGCUGACUGGGGCUGCUCAAGUCUACCUGAGGAGAAACCUCCACCUCCUCUGCUUUCCCCAUGGGACAAGGCAAUCCAUGGCCGAGAGCCUGGCGCUCUACCCAUUGGCCUGAGGCCCCCUGGAGAUUUGCUGACCGGACUCCCGUACGGUGUCUGGGUGGCAGGGGGGGCGUUAGGACCUAGUAAUUAGAAAGAGAGAAAGUAUUCUUGUGGCUGUUGGUAAUUAUUUUGCUUAGCUAAUGCCACUCUCCUGCCACUCAGAGGGGUGUGGGGGCGCGUGAGAGAGAGAGCAUGUUCCCAGAAGCCAAUGCAGUAAGACCUUAUUCUAACAUAGCUAUAUUCUCAUUUAUCCAGUAGUCAUCACGACAAUUUUCUUCUAACCUUUGUUGUUGUUGUUGUUGUUAUACAUUAAUCCAUCCAUUCA